Messenger RNA from Mesorhabditis spiculigera, 231 nucleotides. The record is from the annotation of a GenBank genome assembly. Lineage: Eukaryota; Metazoa; Nematoda; Chromadorea; Rhabditida; Rhabditidae.
AUGCACCAAUUCCUGAUCGCAAUGUUGCUGUUGAUAUCGUUAGCCGCGGCGAUGCCGUUCCCUGGCUACGGUGGAGGAGGAAUGAACGGCGGAAAUAUGGGAGGGAUGUACGGUGGAGGCGGCCAGUACGGUACGUUACACUUUGCAAGGAUUAAGGACUUGUUAUGUGGCGGUAUGGGGCCCGGGAUGAUGGGCGGCCCGGGGCCAGGCAUCGGCGGGCCUAUGAUGGGA